ACUCAUUUAUGAUUUUUUAAUAUUUAUUGCUUUAGAGGAAAGAAAGUGAAAUGAAAAUAUAAACUUCUGGUUUUAGUUCACACAAUGUUUCAUUAUGAAAAUAGCGAUUGAUAUCUUUCAGUUUGAAAAAGAAAAAAUUAAUCUCUACAGUAGAAUAAAUCUAUGUAGCUAUUUUCACUGACGUUUUUGGACAUUGUACUCGGGUUGAAAAAUCAAAACAACGAAGAAGGUUAUAUAGUUUUGCAGGAAUUGAGAUGUCUGUUUUUUCUAAAGUACGAAACUUUGUCUCAAGACAUCGUGGUAAAUUCAUCGUUGGUAGUAUAUUAAUUACAAGUUCUAUUUUCCUCACAAGAUAUGCACAACAAAAACUCAAAGAUUGGCAAGAAAAGGAAAUGCUCGAAUUUUUGGAGAGAACUAGAAAGCAGCAACAUUUCGAAAAUAUCGGAAGAACCUGUAAUCAGACUACCAUGAAUCUUGCUAGUUCUUUAGUAGAAACAUUAUCCCGUGUAAUUAACACCGAUAAAACAAUAGCUGAAUUGCAAGCAAACACUAGCAAUAAAGUGAUAGUUUGGGAAACUUUGAAGAUCCAAUUAUUUUCAAAACUGUGUUGCCUGAUAUAUGCAAUGUCAAUGCUUGUGAUUAUUCUUCGAAUACAGCUGAGUAUAAUUGGUGGUUACCUCUAUAAAGAUCCAAGUUCGAUUCCUGUAGAUGUGCAAGAAAAAUAUUUGUCAUUGACACAAAAUUUGAUGAAUGAUGGAUUAAAUAAGAUGUUUUCUAAAAUAUCUAUAGUGUGUGAAAAUAUAAUAGGAAAAAUUGACUUAAAGAAAUCGAUGAGGUUAUGUGAUAUAGAUGCCGUAUUCUGGUCACUUCAAACAGCAAUAGGAGAUGGAGAAGAUAACCCAAUUGAAAAUUUUAAAGCAUAUUUAGCAUUGAAUACAGAAGAUGAUUUCAAAUCAAAAGAUAUUUAUACUUUAUUGGUGAGAGAUACCGUAGAUUUACUAGAAAGUGAUGAGGUAAAAUUUCUGACAACACAAUGUAUAAAUAGAGGUUUUACACAGUUAGCUGAUCAAUUAUCUGAAUUUUUUAUAUCAAAUGGUGUGUCUUUAAAACAAGGACCAUCUUCUUCCAAGGACCAUCCUGAAGACUUUAUUUUGAAAAAACCCUUAGCUAAGCUUUUGCCAAUUAUUAAUGGAACAUUGUCCAAAAAUGCUUUUCCUGAAAAGUUUAUUCAACAAUUGGUCUCAAAUGAAAGAAUACAUAUUUUUGGAGCUAAUAUUUAUGAAAGUUUAUUAUAACUUUUUUUUAUUUUGAUUGGAAAUGGAUAUUUUAUUUUUAGUUAAUAAACUGUUCUGUUGAA
Molecule: messenger RNA, 1357 nt
Organism: Harmonia axyridis
Lineage: Eukaryota; Metazoa; Arthropoda; Insecta; Coleoptera; Coccinellidae
Product: peroxisomal biogenesis factor 3
Exons: 4
Coding region: 255-1295 (346 amino acids)
Biological process (GO): protein import into peroxisome membrane
Cellular component (GO): peroxisomal membrane
Molecular function (GO): protein-macromolecule adaptor activity
Source: RefSeq, a predicted model, not a curated record